Molecule: messenger RNA, 2228 nt
Organism: Scutellospora calospora
Lineage: Eukaryota; Fungi; Glomeromycota; Glomeromycetes; Diversisporales; Gigasporaceae
Source: the annotation of a GenBank genome assembly
UGUAAAAGACCCUUUUGUAAAUAAGAUGCAGUACGCACCAUCGGACAAAGCCACUAGAGAUAAGAUUUAUAAUCUUGCUAAAGAUUUAUUCGAGCCACAUUUGGUUUGGAUUCAGUUUUUAUCUGGCCGAUUCCAAGCGUUCAGAUAUCGAAGUAAUGAACUAGUAUAUCUUUAUGUACGACUCUUUCAAAUAACUCUUGAUCAUUGUGAUCAUUAUAGAUGGGUUUAUGGUGGCAAUAAAAGGGCAAUGCUCAGUGAAUAUAGGCUAUUGAUUGAGGUAUAUAAGCUGGUCGAUAAUGAUAAAAUUGAAUUGAACGAAAUUUUAUCUACCACACCUAGAAAGUAUUCUCAAUUAACUUUAUCAAGCCCACUAAUUGCAUUUCAAGAUAAAAGUAAAGAUGAAAUUAUAAAUCAAUUUAAAAAGUCUAAAGGUCUUUUACUAUUAUUUUUGGAGAGUGAGAUAAGUAACAUGGCAACAUGGUGCAAUCCACUAAAUUCUCCUGACACAAUUAAAGAGAUAUUUAUCCCUAGCACGGAAAAAAGUUUAUCGGAGGAAGGAUGGAAAAACAUUAUACGUCAUUCAUGGACAAUAUCACCAAGUUUAACUAUACAAUUGGCAGCCAGAUUUAAGCAAUUAAAUGUACAAAAUGAGGUUCAUAAAAUAUUAUGUAAUAAUUCCGUAGAUGCUAUACAAGUGGCUGAUGCACUACCCUUAUUACUAGGCGAUAAAUUGAAUCAUAAUAUUACCUCACAGUUAAAAUAUCUUUUAUAUUGGGCACCAGUUUCUCCAAUAACAGCUGCACCAUACUUUUCAUCAGUUUAUAAUAAUAAUCCUCUAAUUUUGCAAUAUGCAAUGCGUGUUCUUGAAUAUCAUCCAGUUGAUGUUGUAUUUUUUUAUAUUCCACAAAUUGUGCAAGCGCUACGAUUUGACAAUCUGGGUUAUGUUGAAAGAUUUAUUUUGAGAGCUGCUAAAAUAUCACAAUUAUUUGCUCAUCAAAUAAUAUGGAAUAUGAACGCAAACAUGUAUAAAGAUGAUGAAUCUUUGGUUCCUGAUUCAUUGAAGCCAACAUUGGAUCGUAUAAUCGAAAAUAUUGUAAAUUCUCUAUCAGGAGAAGACAAAAAGUUUUAUGAAAGAGAAUUUGCAUUUUUCAAUGAUGUUACUUCUAUAUCGGGUAAACUAAAACCUUAUAUUAAAAAAACAAAAGCAGAAAAAAAGGCAAAAAUUGAUGAAGAGAUGGCUAAGAUAAAGGUUGAUGUAGGUGUUUAUUUGCCUAGUAAUCCAGAAGGAAAGGUAGUGGGUAUAGAUUAUAAGUCCGGUCGACCCUUACAAAGUCAUGCAAAGGCACCUUUUAUGGCAACAUUUAGAAUACGGAAAGAACUAAAUGAUCCUAGUAAAGACGAAUUUAUUUAUUCGGAAUCUAUCGAUUCAGAUGAUGAUUCAGAACCCAAGACAAUCGAUGUGUGGCAGUCUGCAAUUUUCAAAGUUGGUGAUGAUUGCCGGCAAGAUGUAUUGGCCUUGCAAUUGAUUGCAAUAUUUAAGAAUAUAUUCACUAGUGUUGGAUUAGAUUUAUAUCUUUUUCCAUACAGAGUUGUGGCAACGGCUCCAGGGUGUGGAGUCAUUGAUGUUAUCCCUAACUCAAUUUCUCGAGAUCAAUUGGGCCGAGAAAAAGUGAAUAGUCUUUAUGAUUAUUUUCUUACAAAAUAUGGUGGUUUGGAUUCUAUUGCCUUUCAAAAAGCAAGAAAUUGUUUUAUUCAAAGCGUAGCUGCCUAUUCUGUUGUAUCGUUUUUAUUACAAAUUAAAGAUAGACAUAAUGGAAACAUUAUGUUGGAUGAUGAAGGACAUAUAAUUCAUAUUGAUUUUGGUUUCAUUCUUGAUAUUGCACCUGGUGGCAUUAAUUUUGAAAGUUCACCUUUCAAACUUACUACUGAAAUGAUUCAAGUUAUGGGAGGAAGUGCAGAUGUUCAACAAUUCAAAUGGUUCUCAGAAUUAUGCAUCAAAGCAUAUUUGGCAGUAAGGCCUUACGCAGAAAAUAUAUGCCAAUGUGUUGGUUUAAUGCUUAGCUCAGGACUUCCGUGUUUCAAAGGCGAAACAUUAAAAAGAUUACGUGAAAGAUUCCAAUUAGAUAAAACUGAACGUCGUGCGGCUGAUUAUAUGAUUGUGAAAAUACAUCAGUCAUUUGAAAAUAAAAGAACUGUAUGGUAUGAUAGUUUUCAAAAGGCUACAAAUG